Molecule: messenger RNA, 2323 nt
Organism: Aspergillus thermomutatus
Lineage: Eukaryota; Fungi; Ascomycota; Eurotiomycetes; Eurotiales; Aspergillaceae
Exons: 3
Source: RefSeq, a predicted model, not a curated record
AUUCGAUUUCUUCAGUGAAGACGCUGCCAAUUACGACAACAAUGCCACUGGUGACAUAGAUUGGAGCAAUCCAGCAUCGUUCUUCGAUACACUCAAUCCUAAUCUUCCUAAACCAACAUCUUACCCAACUGCGGAUGAGGUCCGCCAAGAAAGCCGUCAAAGAGCGUCUAAAAUCUUAUCCGACUGGGAAACAUUGAAUAAGAUUAUUGAACGUCAUGAAGAACGGAUUCAAAAACGAUGGCGCCAGAAGACCAAGACUAAGCGUCAUCAGAUCCUUCUCUCUGCUUGGCCAAACAUGUCAAAGAUGCACAGGCCAGAUUUUGACGCGUUCAAAAAGGGACGCCGCGAAGAGUCGAGAGAAGCAUACCUGUGGCCUUAUAUCAAUCUCGAAGACCUGGAACAGACAAGACCGUUCCUCCUGCUCCUCAAUGCUCGCUCUCGGCAUCAGCCAUAUUGUUUUGCACACACGGACUUCAACGCUCCACAUCUUGGGCAUGGCACAGGUGCUAUCCGCACUGCUUUUCUCAACCUGCAUACGAUGAUGUUCACUGGUCGGACAACACCAGAAACAUACGGAGAGCUGAUUGCAUUGGACGAUAAUGAUGACGCAUUUCUAUGGCUUCAUCAUUGUAAAGGUUUGCAUCCCGGCCAUGGGCUAUUACUUCUGGAAAUACAGCAGCGGAUCUACGAAUUCCUUUUAGACUGUGCCCGUCAAAUACUUCACGAUAUUCCUGAGGCAGCCUUGAUCAAGGACUUCCCUGUACAGCCUGAGCCCGCGAUUAAAGAUGAAGGGGACUGGCAUUCCCUGGCUGCAGUUGCAGCAGACGCGCCUUAUCGUCUACCCGCGCAGCUCGACUUAGCCUCUCUUGAAGACAUUAUCGAUGCUAAACGCUCGGCUGCGGAGGACCAUCUCCUAGCGUUACGAGAGGACCCCGGAUACUUCGCAGAUGUUGUCAAUGAGUACAAGGAACAUCGCGUCGAAGUUAUCCCAGAUACCAAUGGCAAUCCGCAUCCGACAUUGACACCAUAUAUUCACCCAUUAUUCUGGAACCGAGUGCUCCGAGAUCUUGUGUCUGAAGCUUAUAUGAACCUGGAGGUCUGGUCCACGCUCCAUUCUUUGGUGGCCGACCUGCGUCAGCUACUUUCCAAAUAUCAUGACAGGAUAUCGCCCGAGAGAGAUCUGCCUACGGACCUCUAUGAGGCAUUUGUAGACCUGCAAUAUUUCCUAGAACAGUUUAGUAUUGGUCCAGUCUCCCUGCUCAAAGUAGCAGCUCCAGCCUCCCCUCCAUUGCGAUCACUAUUCGUUCGGCAACCACAGGAGCUGGGCACCUCGAAGAUGAUUGCAAAAACCCGCCACCAGGUUUCAUUGGCCGGCCGAAAGACGCUCAUGGAUGAGCUUGAACGUCUCGUGCAAAUGGACCCCAAAAAGAAGGAGCUCGUCUCGAGUCAAGUUGCCAGCAUCAUUUCAGACUUAGCAGUUAUCUACGAAUGUCUUUAUCAAAUUGAGCUCUACCAACCGUGGGCAAAUACAUUCGAAAAUGGGUUUGUUGAACAGCAAAAUGAAAUUCAGAAAGAAUACAGCAACCUAACCAGCGGUUGGGACAAGUACCUGGUAAGCUUCGAGGGAACCUCUUUAGCCAAACUUGGAUCGCCGGAAGAUGGUCGAUUCCAUUACCCAGCUGAAAGGAGACGAAAUCGUGAAAAUGUCGAACUUAUGAGAUCCGCGGAGAGGAAUCUGGAUGCGUUCUGGCGUGCGGUGCUUACUAGAAUUUCUGGAAACCUCCAGAGGACGCGUGCUUGGGUAGAGCCAGAGAGGCAACCCACCAAAGUGGAAAACUUGGAGAAGAGUCUUGCAGAUCUCCAAUUUGAGCUGGUACGUCGAACUGAGAAGACCAUCGAGCCGGCUACUGCGCCUCUACCCAAGAAGAAGGUCAAAUCUCAAAGAAAGCCGAGUAUAUCCGACAAAACCGUGGAACCACAGCUGCCCGCCGAAAAUCAGUAUGACUUUCAGCCCACCUUCAAAGUGGACAAGCGGUCCUUGAAGGUUUUCUCCACCCUUUUUUUCCAGCCUUCGCAAACCGCUCAGCCGGGAGAGAUCCCGUGGAACGAUUUUCUCCACGCUAUGGGCACCACGGCUUUUACGGUGGAGAAGCUAUACGGCUCCGUCUGGCAGUUCACGCCGAGAAAUCUGGACGUCGAGCGCAGCAUUCAGUUUCAUGAGCCGCAUCCCAUUGCGAAGAUCCCCUUUCGGGUCGCAAGACGGAUUGGAAGGAGGUUGAAUAGAGCUUACGGUUGGCACGGCCAGAUGUUCGCAUUGGCGUAA